AUGAAAAGAAUGAUGGUAACCAAUUUUGAGUGUUUACCUGAUGAUGUUCUUUUUGAAAUUUUUGGUUAUUUAUCUCCUGUUAAUAUUCUUCAGUCAUUUUUUUCAUUGAAUAAACGUUUUUCAACAAUCCUUAUAUAUCAAUAUUUGUGGCACAUUCAUAUUGAUGAUAGUACGAUGUCAUUAACGAUGUUCAAGGAUUUUUGUCAAAAUGUCUUAAAAUUGGUAGGACGUCGUGUUCUCUCAUUACGUAUUAGAUUAAAUAAUUUUAUUGGUGGAUGGUCACUUGUUUCAUCAUCUCUAAAAAAUCAACAAAUAACAUUGCUCCGACAUCUUCAUCUGAUCGACAUUAAACCACACGAAUUUGAUAAAUUAUUGUAUGAUCGUUUAGUAUGUUCACAAUUACCUAAUCUACGAACUUGUCGACUACCGUUUGAUUUUUGUCCUACACAACGUUAUCAUUUACCAGAGUUCUCAGCACCACCACUAAUGACUUUACCUAAUCUUUCUAAUACAGUUCAUCUUCAUACAUUAACCACUGGUGUAAACACAAUACGCUUUUUAGAGCGUUUAGUAACGUGCAUACCUUCGAUUCAAAAUCUUUCUGUUGGUGUACAAGAUUCAAUAGUUUUUGACAACGAUGAAUUUGAUUUAAUUCCAUUACCUGUUGCUAUUGAUGGUUUCCUUCUUCCUCGUCUAUCUCGUCUGAGCAUGAGUUACCUUGGUAAUUGUAAAAGUUCCAUAUCAUCAUUGGUUCCGUGGUCAUUGUUAACAAAAAUUUCAAUCACUGACUGUAAUGUUAUUACUGCAGCUAAACUCGAACCAAUAUUACGAAUGGCAUAUAAUGUACAUGCACUACGUAUAUAUGAGAACAGGCGUAUUUCACCCUCUGCAGUAUUGCGUAUUUAUGACAAUCUUGGAACUCGUGCCAGUGAACAAAUACAAUCAUUUGGUAUACGCGAUGGUAUGUUAACAUCGCGUAAAGCUAAAGAUGUUUGCAUGUUACUCUGCAAUCGAUUUCCUAAUUUAAAAGAAUUUUCGUUUACUAUCUAUGAAUCAUGGGAUUUUAGCACUGCUAGUCCAUCGUAUCUUGCUGAUUAUAAAAAUGAAUCUACAAAACGUAUUGUUAAUCUUAUUCAUUUCCUUGUUGAUCAUUUACAACAACUUGUUUCGUUUCAUAUGAAUUUUAUCCGUUCGAGAUCAUGUGAAACACCUUGUUUUCCACAUUUAAUUCGACGACAACUACAUGAAUGGCUACUUAACCGACCUUAUCGAUUACGAUGUUCUACGGAAGAAAUUCAAUUAUGGCUUUAA
Messenger RNA from Rotaria sp. Silwood1, 1311 nucleotides. The record is from the annotation of a GenBank genome assembly. NCBI's taxonomy places the organism in Eukaryota, Metazoa, Rotifera, Eurotatoria, Philodinida, Philodinidae.